This is a messenger RNA of Linepithema humile (Argentine ant), 6256 nucleotides long. The record is from RefSeq and is a predicted model, not a curated record. NCBI's taxonomy places the organism in Eukaryota, Metazoa, Arthropoda, Insecta, Hymenoptera, Formicidae.
CGAAAAAUAAUUCUUACAUUUGCAUGUGUUACAUUUAUAUUUAUGUGUACAAACUGCCGCGAAUGCCUUGAAGAGCGCGAAAGUGGUCGACUGUAUCGAUUAAACAACUGGUAGCUAUCGGUGCCCAUGGCGCUCUUGUUUUCAGUGAUCAGUCACGUCAAUUCAAGCUAGAAUUUACGUUCCAUGUUUUCAUAGAUUCUGAUAUAGAGUGUAGAGAAUUGCAAAACUAUUCGCAAUCAUGAAUACGUUAAAAUCCGAUAACAACGCGUUGGAAGAUCCACACGGUCUCUCGCUCGGUUCUUUAACGGAGAAUAAAAAUCAAGCUUCUACUAGCAUUAGCUAUACUUCUUCUGAAUCCGAGCACAAGGAUUAUUCAGCAGAGUUCAAAGUUCCAGACUCUAAGGAAAAUCCUAUCGCAAAGACGCAAUUCAAAGUGGAAAAUUGUGAAAAUUUAUGCGGAAGUGUAAAAAUAGAAGCAACAAACGACGUCAAUGAAGACAAUGCUCCAACAGUUUCUUUAAAUUAUGAUCAAAUGUUCGAUUUGAAUCAUCUAUCUUAUUUUAAUUCCAGUAUAGCAAAUGAUGUCAUUUCCAUGUGUAAGGAUUUCGAAUACAACAAUGAAAUAAUCUGCGGAGAGGAUUCCGAAGACAGUGAGAAGACAAUUCAGGAGGAGUUUCUGGCAGAUGAUCAAUGCACGGAUCUUUUAAACGAUUUAAUUAAAUUGCAAGGAAAAGUACAUGAGAUGAAGCAUGACAAAGAAAAACCUGCUGAUUCCAAGACUUUGUUGAGUAGUGUAAAUGUAGAAGAUAAUAAUGACAAGAUUGCGCGACUAGUCAUUGAUAGCCAUAUUGACGAGAAUAGCGAUAAUACUACAUGUAAAAAUAUCGAAAAAGACAUAAAAGAUGAAGAAGAAGAGCUUGAACAAGAACUUGCAUUGUGUAUCGAUAUCAAAAAUCCUUAUCAAGCAAAAUUAAAUAUAAAAAAUACAACCAUUUCAAUAGUAGAAUCUAGUGAUUGUUAUAUAAAUAAAAACAAAAAUUAUUUUAAAAAUGACAUUGAUCUUUUAAAAUAUACCGAAGAGAAUCCAGAGUAUACAUUGAAUACCGCAAGCGCUGAAGAAAACAGUUUAGAAACAACUCUUACAGAAAUAAAAGAGAUGAAUAAGCUACUUGAGAAUCUUAUAAGUACGACGGAUUUAACGGACAUGUGUGAUGACGGACGACAUGAUUUGGCAGAAGAACAAAUGAUAGAAGCUUUAUCCGCGAAAGUGGAAAGUGAUCACGAUGAUGUGAUGAAAAAAAUUAUCGAGAGCUGUUCCAACAUUUCCGCAGAUUUGCAACAACAUUCACUGAUCCGCGAAAAUUCGGAUCUCAAAAAAUCGAGUAGUGAAUACGAAAUGAGAAAAUCUCGAGCGUACGAAGUUUUCCCGCGUCGUGUCACGUCUGAGACUGCUAUAUCUAAAGAGGAUAUAUUAAAAACUAUCGAGGAAGCAAAAAAGAUAUUAACUGAUAAUCCAUAUUGCGACACGACGGAAACAAGCGCUAAUCAGACAACUGAAAUUUACGAUAAAGAUAAUACGCCAGAAAGAUCUGCGGAAGAAGUAAAAGAUGACGAAGAACAUGAAACCGUAAAUGAUAAAGAAAGAAAUUUCAUUGAAGAUGAUAAUAUUCAGAUAAAUUCCGCAAAUAUCGAAGCUGAGAGAAUCGUCGAAUUGGAGUCUGAUAUUGUUGAAAAAAAUUUAAAUAAAUUAAUUAAAAUCACAUGCUUACAGCGUCCCAAGUCGUUUACCGAGAUUCAGGAAACUUUGGAAAAGAUAGCUGAAGAAAAAAGAAAAAUAGAAGAUCGAAAGAAAGAAUCGCUAGAAACACUGUCGAAGAAAUUCGACGAGAUCGACAAGAUCGUCGCUGAUCACGACGUUUCUUGCGUAUCUGACGAUAUUUGUGAUUUCAAAAUUUUAAAGGAUGUCGCCGACGAUUCUGAUAGUCUUGAUGAAUUUCAAGGUGAUCUCGAAAAUUACGAGACUCCUCUAACAAAGUCGGAAAUUUGUGAAAAAUUAAAAAUCGAAGAAUUAGAGAAAAAGCUCACAGAUGAGAUAGAAGAACAUAAGAAACUAAUGAAUGAAUAUAAGAAAAUCAUUUCCACGGAUUUAGAAGAGAUUCAGAAAGCGACGCUGGAAUUGAAAUCAACGCAGGAUUGCAAUGACGAAGAUAUCUAUGAAGAAACCAAAAAUGAAUCCACAGAUGAAGAAAAGAUAGAUGAUGAAGAUUCAAAUGAAAUAUCUGAAAUAAUAGCUGAUACAACGGAGAUUAAAAUCGAUUCGGAAUUUGAUGAUUUCUUUUCUGAUGAUUUCAAGAAGCCGGAAGAGAUUUAUAUCAAAGGGAAAGUUUAUGAUUUCGAUGAGAAAAAACAUGGUGUUAGAAUGACGGAGGAGCUUAUCAGAAAACACUGCAAGGAGCACAAACUCUAUCAAACUCCGUAUUUAAACGACGUUUUGUAUUUGCAUUAUAAAGGAUUUUCCUUCAUUGAGAACCUCGAAAAGUAUACGGGCCUAAAGUGUCUAUGGUUGGAGAGCAACGGUAUCCUCGAAAUCGCCAAUUUGGAAAACCAGAGAGAACUGAAGUGCCUGUACCUACAUCACAAUCUCAUCAACAAGAUCGAGAAUCUUGACUGCCUGACGAAGCUCGACACCCUCAAUCUCUCGCACAACACGAUACGGAGGAUCGAGAAUCUCGGUGACUCGAGUCGAAGCCGAGUAUUAUCCCAGAUGACCUUGACCUUGACGUGCCUCUGCUUUUCAGGCAGCCUCAAGUUCCUGAACAACCUGAACCUGUCGCACAACUAUCUGCGAGAAACCGCUGACAUCGAGCAUCUUCGUCUGCUGCACGCGCUCUCAAUCCUGGAUAUCUCGCACAACAGGAUCGACACCUGCGACAUCGUUGACAUUCUGGGAGACAUGAAGUCGUUGCGCGUCGUAACGCUGACUGGCAAUCCGGUGCUAAAGCAGAUAAAGAUGUACCGCAAGACCAUGAUCCUGAAGUGCAAGACUCUCCAGUACCUGGACGAUCGGCCGGUAUUCCCGCGCGAUCGUGCCUGCGCCGAGGCCUGGAUGCGCGGUGGCGUGGACGAAGAGAUGGCCGAGAGGAAUCGGUGGAUCCAGGCCGAGCAGAAGAGGAUCAACGACAGUGUCACGGCCCUGAUAAACAAAAGGAAGCUGCGCAAACCGGUCGAGACGUCCGAAAAGGAGGCGGCGGAUAAGAAGAAGGAGGAGGAGGAGGAGGAGGCGAAACAGGACGAAGAAAUCGCCACAAAGUCAGGCGCGCGCACCGCAAUGAGGAGCAGCGGACUGCUCCACCUGGAGAGGAAGAAAAAGUCCGAGGAGCGAUCCUCCCUCGGUUCCUACGCCUCAUCGUCGUCGUCUUCGUCGUCGUCGGACGACGAGCCCGCGAGCGACGAAGAAAACAAACGCGCACGGCAAAAAGGAGGCGAGGAAAGUGACGGCAAGAGGCCAAUGGCGGAGGAAGAGAGAAAAGUCUUCGAUGAAAACAACGAAAAGCUUCUGCUGCCCUGGAAAGCCAAGACCCGAAAUGAAGUUCAACCGCGAAUGCUGAUCGAAGAAAUAUCGGAGUCCGAGCAAUACAUCCCCGACAAUGCGGAGAGAAAAUCGCUUAAAAAACUAACUUCAGAUAACUAUAAGAAUGUACACAAUUCACCCGAUGAUUGUGUUGACGAUAGCGAGAUUGCCGAUUACGAGACAAUAGAAAAAAGAAAAGCAAAUUCGCAAGAAUCAAUCGAUGAUAAUAAUAAAAUAAACGGUUGCAAAAACGAGAAGGCAUCUUACACUUGUUCCAUAUCGUGUGACACAUCGGACCUAAGACAAGUGUUAGAAACUCAGAAACCCACAAAUACAGUUAGCAGCGUGAGAGACAAUGUGUCGAGGAAAAAUAUCAACAGCUAUCAAAAGAAAAGCAAAGAGUAUCCGUUUGGUUCUAAACUUAGCAGCAUUCGAGAAGAGAUGAAAGAAUUCUGCGACAGUAUGAAUAGGUUUGUUGACGAAAACAAGAUAGUAUUCAAGAACGGCGAGGUGGAAGGAUUCUGGAGCGGGAGACAGAUGGUGGAUGAGAAUCUGCAAACUGAUUUCGUUAAUGAUAGCCAGAUCCAAGAAACCGAGAGCGAGAUUUCCGCGAACAAGGAAGAUAAAUUGCGAUGGUCGUGUACUAAGGAGAGAAAACUGAAGGUCAAGGAGAUUAAAAAACAAGAGGACAGAGCAGCGGAAAAUAAAGUGGAGACUGACCAACUCUUUACCGAAUUAAAAUAUCAGAAAAAUGUCCAAAAAAUGUGUGAAUCGAUCAUUUCUAACGAUUUAAUACCUCUCGAGAAGAUGUCGGUUUCCGAACAAUCAGAAAAGAAAAGUAUUUCUAAUAUUAUCAAUGUGAUAGAUUCUGAUUUUGACGAGCAAUUCGACAAUAUUGUGGAAGCAGAUGACAAGUCUGCAAAAUUCGAAAUUUUAGGAGACAAGUUUAACAAUCUUCUGUACGAAUCUGCCGAAGAAAAGAAAAACGUUGACGAAUCCGACGAUGACUCUUAUAAGACAGCAACGUCUCUCCAAGAAGAUUUGCAAAUUUUAGAAAAUAACCAAGAAUCACCAGAAAUUUUUAUUUUUUCGAAUAAAAAAAAUAAUUGUAAUAAAACUGUCGAUUUAAUUAAAAAUGAAAACAUUGACGAUCUAAUAAGUUGCAAGAAAACAAUUUUAGAUGAAGAGCAGAAUGACAUAAUUUGCGAGGAUAAAAAGACCGAUAAUAAAGUAAAAAAAUCUUCUAUUAAAAUAGAAAUGUCAAACAGCAAGCGAGAAUUAUCAGCUGUAAUCGAAAAAUCGAAUUCUCAGAUCGAAUCGCUCGUCCAAACGAUGGAUCGCUUGUCUCUAGAAGGAACGGGUCUGUCUUCAAGAUUGAUCGGUAAAAGAACACGCGAAGCUGAAGAUGUCGAAGUCAGUAACAAGAAAUCUUUCCUCAUCGAAGAAAUGAAUCCCGGAAGAAAGUCGGAGGAACGCAAACCUCGCAGUCAGAUCUCCGAAAGAUGUAGACAGCAUCUGAUACAGGAGACAAAAAAAUUCACGAAGAAAGCGUCGCCGUUAAUUGACAAAUGCAUAACAAAUCUGAUGAAAAACGCGGAAAACACAGACGAAUUAUCGCAAUAUCGUAAAUAUGAUCGCAGAAGUCUCGGAGAAUAUCUGCCAUCCAAUUUCACUUCGAAAAUGAAUGUUAAUACACCUGCGGGCGAUUCUGGAGAACGAAAUAAUGAUUGCAAUAAAUACAGCAACAAAUCUAACGAUAUGACAAGUGAACAUUCUGCAAAACAAGAAUUUAUGGCGCAACAAACAAUAGAUUUGGAAUCUAUCACAUCAACUAAUGCUUCUGAUAUUCAAUUACUUGCCAAUCUUUUACGGCAGCCCGAAGGCAGUUAUAAAUCAAAAUCACCGGCUGCGAAUGCUGAUGUAUCGCUUUACAAAGAAUUUUGCAAUCAUUUGCACGAAUUAGAAAGCACAAAGAAAUUGCUAAUUAAGCCAAAUCUCGUAAUGGAUAAUCAAGAAUCAAAAGAAGAAUUAUCUGACCAUAAAUUAUUACAAACAACUGAGCGAUCAGUACAGAAAUCAGUCAAACCAUUUAUUGAGGUGAUUUCUGCAAGUGCUGCGUCUAAGAAAUCUGAGCAAAAUUUGGGACAAAUUGAAAAAAAAUCGUAUAGUUUUCAAAAUAUUUCAGAUUAUCAUCAAACAGAAGCUGCCUUCCAAAGAUUAUCCGAGGAGAUGACUUCUGAUGAGACUUCUGAUGAUCCUGAAAAGCAUAUUAAUCAAGAAGAUGUAGUUAAUUUGAAAAAGGGAACAACAAUCGAAAUAUUUUCAGCCUCAGAUACAUUAGAAAAUAUAGAAUGCGAAAAAAAAUGUGUUUCACCAAACAAGAAACAUGAAACUGCUACGAGAAAUAUGAAAAAGAGUAUAGAGAUGCAAGUAGCGCAGCAGAAGUAGAAUAAAUCAUAGAUUCACUGGAUUAUUUUCAAAGCAAAAAUCUCAUAAUCAAUCUACGUAACGUACGUUGAUCGAACAAAUUGUAAAACUGGCGGAAACAAACAUUAUUUUGUUUUUAGGGAAGCAAGAAGUUUUACGCCAUUGAAGAUUAUGUUGUAGAUGAUAAAGCGUUCGUUAUAGUUUAAGUUCGCAGAAUGUUCAUUUUCCUCUCGCUCUUCUAUUUGAAAUAAAUGUGGU